Mya arenaria is the source of this 4202-nucleotide messenger RNA. RefSeq lists its product as uncharacterized. The coding region runs from base 142 to 1314 and encodes 390 amino acids. Lineage: Eukaryota; Metazoa; Mollusca; Bivalvia; Myida; Myidae. The transcript has 9 exons. The record is from RefSeq and is a predicted model, not a curated record.
AAAAAUCUUGGGGUUGAAAAGUCCUGCUCCCUUUUGAUACUAGCCGAGGAGUUCCGAUUGAUAAUUUGUGGCAGGUUGACUUCCGGGUUAUAACGAAGUAUAAUAACAGCGAUAAAUAUGGACUAAUUAUCGUUCCAGAAGAUGACAAUGAUGAUGAUAUUGCUUUUGCUUCCAUUAUGCUUAAUGCAUCUGAAAGAAGUAGCUGGAACCAUCACAUUAACAACUGAUAAUUCUUUGGUGAAAAUUGGCGAUGAGGUAGCAAUGACCUGCAUGGACACAGAGGAAGUGGCUAUUGAAAUAUACUUUGCUAAACAGCCUAUUGGAAACUGCAAUCUGUUUGGAGGGACUAUUUGUUCUGUUUUUGAACAAACACUAUAUUCAGUGUCGAUUGAUGAAUCUCCAGCAGGAUAUAACCUUAUAACGUUUACCAUUAAAAGUUUUGCUGUUAGCAAUUGUGGAGAAUACACUUGCUUCAAAAAAUCAGACCCCCGUGUUAAGGAUACAACAACAGUGGAGCAUAAAUUGUCCUAUGGAGAUAGUUGUGGAACAUGUGGACAAUGUUCUCCCUCUACCAGUAUGAGCUGCUACGGCCGUUCAACCUGCAAUUGCAACAAAGGUUACACAUAUAAAGACAAUGUUUGUAUUAUUGACCAAAGAUUGGAAUAUGCAUUGGGUGAUACUGCCAUAAUAAGUUGUAACAUUCCUGGACAAUUCUCAAAUCCACGCUGGGAUGAUGGCUCACAUAAUGUAUAUAUCGCUGAGGGACAGACAACCUUUAACAAUGAAACAACUAACUCUAGAUGGUCUCGGUCUGAGGACACAAAGACCCUCAUCAUUACUUCAAUUGAGGAUAGUGAUCCUAGAACAUACAGAUGUAGCAUCACAACACCAACUACAGACAGCUAUAUAGCAAUAGUGACAGUCAUCAUAGACCCCCCUGAGUGCGAAUGUGACUGUGAUAGGCAAACCAUUGUGUGGCUAGUCUUCUCCUGGAUUUUAAGUUUUUCAGCGUUUUACUGGACUAUAUUCGUAGUACUUGCUGGUAAGAAGGCUGAUUGUGAGAGCCCCUGCCAUGCGAUGUCCGAAGCUUCAAUUGAACUGAAAGAUGCAAACCACAAAGCAAUGGAUAGCAAUAGGUCUGAUACGGUGUCAAGGACUUAUAUAUUUCCAGAUAUAAAUGAGACAGUUUCAAAAAAGCCAUUAAGCUUUGUCAGAGGUAAAGAAAAAGAAAAAGAAGAAGAAAAAGAACAAGGAAGAGAGAGAACAAGAGAAGCUAGUGGUGAUCAUGAUGGUUCUCACUUAUUUGAAAAAUAAGUUGGAAAAUCUGCCUGCUGUGAUCAUCCGAUACACAAUUUUUAACAGAUAUAAUACUUUUAGAAUAUACAUGAUUCAUAAUAGGUAAUCAAAUAAGUGGCCCAUCCAGUUCUAAAAAUUAACAGUUUUCAUACAUAUUUACUGAAAAAUCUUAAAAUGAAUUGAAUAUGGGAAAAAUAUUUUAUUGAGAUAAAUAUAUAACAACAUCUUCUGCCUUCAAUUUUGUCCAUUAGAUAUGGCUGGCAUAAAAAAUGUAGGUAAACAUGAAAACCAUGCAAAUUAAAGAAUAUGUUCGCAUUAGUUUUCAUGUCUUAUUUUCAAUCUUGGAACAAUUUCAGAAGGAACAAAAUAUCAAUUUGAUGCCUACCGGUAUUGUCAAAUCUUGGAAUUUUGGCUUUGUUGCAUUUAUAUGGAAAAAAUGUAAAUUGUGUGACUUUUGAUGUCCGACCCUUACUCUUACCCAUAUCAAGAAUCUUUUUGAUGCUGUAAAUGCCUAAUGAAUUUUAUUUCACCCAUGUAUUAGGAUAGGUAAGAGUUUACAUUUUCCGUAAGUGUAUAUUGCUUGUUGCUUUGAAGUAUCUGUAUACAUGAAUCUUUUGCCAAGUAUGUUUAUUUAAAAUCACAUGUAAAACAUCAAGGUUAAGUAAAGAAAAGUUGACAAUUUAAGUGGCAUACUGAGAACUAAUUAUAUUGUGAUAUUUAAGACAAUAAAAAAGAGACAAAAGCCUAAUUAUGCAAAUUCCUUAUUGAUCGUAUUACACUGGCAGUCUAUUUUUUCAUAUUUGCAAAACAUCUCCUAAAUGCAUGGUAGCAUCUCCAGUAUAAAACAAAAUGUGGAGUCAUUAUGUAGAAUGUUUGUCUGGUCGCGUGAUUGUGUGGAAUUCCCCUAUUUGUUCAAGAACAGAGUAAUUGAUUAUGCAUAUGUAAUACCUGCAAUAUUCUCCGUCUCCGUGGCUUAGUGGUUAAGGCAUCCGCCUACGGAGCGGGAGGUCGUAGGUUCGAGUCUCACACGUGGCUUGUACUGACAUGGACGGUUGCUGACCCCGUAGCUAGUUAAAUCGAGGGGUACCGAUUGCCUUCCUGCCAGGCACCUGGCAUUUGGGAUAGGAAUCGGGGUUAAGAUGUUCACGAAUGUAGGUGUCUCAUAAGCCCAACAGGGCUGGCCCUUAACUAAGAGGGGUGACACUAUAAUAAACAAACACUUUACUUUGCUUUAAUUCUCCAACUGAUUGUCUGUUAAGGAUACUAGUGACUGAAUGAAGUGUAUACAAUAUAAUUAAGUAUUUAUUUCCUAUACAGACAUCAGUGCAUUUGAGAUUGUGUUGAGCAAGAGCAUUUUUUACCAAGAGCAUAAUAAUAAUUUUAAUCAUCCUAUAUACCGGUAGUUUAAUAGUGCCUCACGUUAUUUCUUUUGUUUGUACAUGUAAUGUUAUCUGUCAUUCAGAUCUAUCUAUAUGGUAGUCUAGUUAUUGUCUAGCCUUUGGUCGUUGUCUGUGGCAGCAUUAGCGCGUUAGUUUGCAACACGGGCAAGAUAUUCAAAUGGAACUUGAACCUGGUACAUAUGAUGCCCGAGACACUUUGCACAUGUAUGUCAAGACCCAUUACUCUGGCUUUAAUAAUUGUAGAGCUAUGAACCUUUCCAAUUGAAAAACAAUAUACAAGUUGGUUUUUUGCUUCCCUCUUCUUGCACUUGCUUUGUUCAACAUUGAACCAUCAUCGGUAAACAAGAUCGUAGAGGUCUGUAUGCUCAUUUCUUGCUGUACUUUCAAGUAUUACUACGUUUUAAAUAUCAUUUUUUUUGCCUAUAUGAUAUUUAUAAAUGAUGCCAUCAUAUACGGAUUGUAAUGCAUUGUUUUGUGCCAUACUUACUACAUACACUUGGUACACUAUAGUCCUCAAGUAAUGUAUAAAGGCAUGUUUCAUAAUUCAGAUUCUUCUGGAAUUACCUUAAGUGUGUUAUAAUAUAGUGAAUAAGUGACCAUGUUUUUAUGAUGAUGAUAAAUACCAUUGAUAGCUGCUGUACUUUCCUUAUUGAUGUAUGGAAGUCAUUUUUGACCACAUUCUGAAAAAAUACAGCUUUAACGAAUAUAUCUCACAAAUAGCGAUACUUACACUGGUCCAGAUAGACCAAUAAUUAUGUAUUCCUAACCUAAGUUUAUUAUCUUAAUUUCUUUUUUUCUUUUACAGCAAAAUCUGCGAUUAUAAAAACAUCUAACUGAACACAACCUUUUAGUUGUAGUUUUAAACUUUUUCCUAGAAGCAACGUUAUUUUUUAUAAUGAUUGAUCGUCAUACUUAAAAUAUGUUUUAUUUAUAUAAGAAAUUUGGUUUCUUCAUAUAACGUGUGUGCUAAAAACGGACGAAUGAAUAGUAUGUAUUCGGCCAUUUUCCAAAUGUCCAUUAGAGUUUCAGUUCAAGAUUGCAUUCAAAUGUGUUUAGGUGAUAAUUGAAGUGUUUGAUAAACAGUAUCCGUGCAGCAUACUUAUAAUUGACAGAAGUGAAACGCCAUAUUUUACUAGUGCAGUAAUAUCAUCUUAAUAGUGCAGUUUUAUCUGAUAUAAACAUGAUGUUUUAUGCUAAACACAAUAUAGUCAUGUUGUUAUGCACGGGAAGUUUAUUUAUUUUAAUUUUAACGUUACAUUUGUUGUAUUUGGUUAAGUUGCCCUGUUUAUUUCAUCGAUGAAGUAAUUUGAUAUACUUACAAUCAUAAGUAAAGUAUACAUUAGUUGUGAGGCAUAAAUUGUCAGGGCUUUUUCUAUAGUACCCACGGGUCCGACUAUCGGACCCAUUCCCAAAGCAAAAUGUAAGAUAUUUUUCCCAAUCUUCAGAAAAAAAUCCCAAUCAACAAUAAAAAAUAAAAAAAAUAUUUUAUUUUUUUUAAAAAAGUCU